Molecule: messenger RNA, 2258 nt
Organism: Pundamilia nyererei
Lineage: Eukaryota; Metazoa; Chordata; Actinopteri; Cichliformes; Cichlidae
Product: cadherin-4-like
Exons: 8
Coding region: 22-867 (281 amino acids)
Biological process (GO): homophilic cell-cell adhesion; cell morphogenesis; cell-cell adhesion mediated by cadherin
Cellular component (GO): cytoplasm; catenin complex; plasma membrane
Molecular function (GO): cadherin binding; beta-catenin binding; calcium ion binding
Source: RefSeq, a predicted model, not a curated record
CCACCGCUGCCCACUGACAACAUGUUUGAAAUCAACCCAAUUACUGGAAGCAUCAGAAUCACUGGUAGCGGAUUAGACAGAGAGAAAUAUCCACAGUACACUCUGACAGUACAAGCAGCAGAUAUGGCAGGAGAAGGGUUAACUGGACAAACCAAAGUCAUCCUCACGGUGACAGAUGGCAGCAGUAAUGCUCCUGACAGCAGCAGCAACGUGGAACCCAACACUGCACGUGUUUUUCCAGCUAUUUUCUUCACUGAGAACAACAGAGGACCCUAUCCUAUUAAGUUAAUUGAAAUACGGUCUGAUGAACAUCAAAAGCAGAAUUUACAUUACAGCAUCACUGGUCCAGGAGCUGAUCAGCCUCCUGUUGCCCUUUUCACCAUGAAUAGAGACACUGGCAGUCUGUAUGUCACACAGCCAGUCGACAGAGAGGAAGUAGCCCAUUAUAAGCUACAAGUGCAUGUCGUGGCAGAAAGUGGAGAUCACCAGGAGGUCAUGAGUGUUACAGUUAAAGUCAUCGACCAGAAUGACAACAAACCUGUCUUCUCUCAAAACACCUUUGAGGGACAAGUUGCUGAAAACUCAGCACAAGGUUCUGAAGUGAUUAAGGUCGAGGCUACAGAUUCUGAUGAACCAGAUAAUGCCAACUCAGAUAUCCGUUACCGUAUUCUGAGGCAGGACCCGCAGCUGCCCAGUGACAACAUGUUUGAAAUCAACUCAGUUACUGGAGCCAUCAGUGUUGCUGGCACUGGACUAGACAGAGAGAAAUAUCCACAGUACACUCUGACAGUACAGGCAGCAGAUAUGGAGGGAGAAGGGUUAUCUGGACAAGCACAAGUAAUCAUCAAGGUGGUGGAGAGCCAGUAGUCCUGGAAAAGCUUCAGGUCUCCUGCUCCUGUUUGAGCACGAAGACAUCAGAGACAUCUAUCACUGGCUGAUUCUACAUGACGCUCUCUUCAUAUGCAUGUGUGAAUGUUAGAUAAAAAGCACUUACAUAGAAAAAAGUGCUUAUGUGAAUGGGUGUGAAUGAUCAAAGCUGGUUUGUCACUGAUCAUGUGACAAUAAAUUCCCAGCAUAGUUAUUAUUCACAUGUAAGCAUUUUGUAGGUGGUGGGAAGCUCUGCAUAUGUGUCUUAGAAAACUUCCAGGGGGAGCUGUGUAUCUGCUGCUUUUCUUUUCCAUGAUUAUUGUAGCGAGCACUCCUUCAAGUGAUUUUCUUACUCUGUUUGUCAAAGAAAACAAAAGAUUCAAAUGGUGUAAACCACAGUCAGCAGCUGCAUAAACAAUAGAUUUGAUGAUGUGUUGGAACAUGAUCAUGCUGUCACUGAGGAAUAUACUUCUUUAUAGUAACUGAAACAUAUAUAACUAAUUAAGAGUAUUGGUAUCCGAACAUAAAAGUUCACAGUUGGUUAUGUCCAAAAGUAUCUUUAAAUUCCAAAGAAAUUAAGUACUGUUACUUUGUCUUGAUGCACACUCAAAAUAAAGUACUAUUACAUCCACUUACAAGUUUGUAGAAGAAACUUGUAAGUGGAUGUUGUGUAGAGGAAGUGUAUGAUGACAGGGAUCAUUUUGCUGUUGCAUGCCAAAUGAUAUUUCAGAUCCAGUUACCACUUCAUGAAUUGAAAACACAAUCCAGUCGAUAUUGUCUGGUUUAAAAUAUACUUGGUGCUGCAUAUUAUUUUUACUUAAUAACAGGGUUUUACUGCAAUUAUAGUUUUUAUUCAUAUCAUUUUUAGUGAGCUUUUCCCAGCAAAUAGACUGACUAACACAGAUAAAUAUAUUCCUGCAAAAUAUAUCAACGCAUGUCCACUUUGACUUCAGAGAAAUCCUUAUUCAGCCUAAAGAUCAGAAAACAGAACUAUCUCUAUCAUUGCACCAACCUUUACAUUUGUCAAAUAUCGUUUUUUUUAUUACCUAUAGACAUAUUACCUUAUGUCUCAACAUAAGAACCACAUGAGUGCUGGGAACCCAGGUUACCCACCAGAAAAUGGCAUUGUGACAAAACAGCCAGUGUUAAUCACCAGUAAGUUUUUUAACAUUGUGGCCCAAUACCGUAUAGUCACAGUUCUUUUAAUAUGGCCUGCUGCAUAAAACACCAAUUAAAUAAUGUAUAUGUACUAUACGUGUAUAAGAAAGGAAAAUGGGAUUGUUGCUCUUUUUUUUUUGUUUUUUUUACAGUAACUGUCUAUCUCUUGCUCUUGCUAUGCUGCCUCUUGUAUCCUUUCAGUCAAAGCCAAUAAAAUUAAGCAUUGAAAAUCA